Metarhizium brunneum ARSEF 3297 is the source of this 948-nucleotide messenger RNA. RefSeq names its product Mitochondrial phosphate carrier protein. Gene Ontology annotation, cellular component: mitochondrial inner membrane. Lineage: Eukaryota; Fungi; Ascomycota; Sordariomycetes; Hypocreales; Clavicipitaceae. Gene Ontology annotation, biological process: mitochondrial phosphate ion transmembrane transport. The record is from RefSeq and is a predicted model, not a curated record. Gene Ontology annotation, molecular function: phosphate transmembrane transporter activity.
AUGGCUUCCAAAGGAAACGAGCUGCCGGACUUCACAGUCAGCGACUAUGUCAAGUUCUUCUGCGCAGGCGCGCUUGCUGCUACAUCAACUCAUGCGGCCGCGACGCCGAUUGAUGUUGUCAAGACGCGAAUUCAGGUCGACGAUGCCAUGAAGGGACUCAAUAUGGUUCGAGCAGCUCGGACAAUUGUUGCAAAAGAGGGUUCAUCGGCAUUGUUGACCGGCUUCGGUCCAACCGCCGUCGGUUAUCUGGUCCAAGGCGGCGCCAAGUUUGCCGGAUACGAAUUCUUCAAAAAGCAGUACAUUGCGUUGGCAGGAGGACCAGACAAAGCCGUCAGCAGCCGCAUGGGCAUAUACCUGGGUGCCAGUGCUACAGCAGAGUGUUUUGCAGAUAUUCUGCUUUGCCCCCUUGAGGCAACUCGAAUCCGACUAGUCUCGCAGAGAGGCUACGCGAGUGGGCUGACGUCGGGAUUUAUGCGAAUGGCCCGAGAAGAAGGCUUUCGAGGAUUCUACUCGGGUUUCGUGCCGCUGCUGUUCAAGCAGGUGCCGUUCGCCGUCGGGCAGUUCUCAGUCCAUGAAGCCGUCAACGAGAUCAUUUUUCGGUCAAUGGGCCCAGAACGAAAGGCCAAGCUCACCAGCCUGGAGUCAACGGGAGUGGAGCUCACGUCGGGUCUGGCUGCUGGUGCCGCCGCUGCCGUGCUGUCACACCCAGCAGACACGUUGCUCUCUGCCAUCAACAAGGGAGCUGGGGACGGGAGCCAGAGUGCCACAAGUAGAAUGUUUCAACUGGCCAAGGAAUUCGGCCCCAAGAGGUUGUUGUUGACCGGGUUAGGGCCACGUCUGGUCAUGACCUGUGCACUGGUUUCCGGGCAAUUUGUCAUAUAUGCGCGAUGCAAGGAGCUGACUGGCGCACCGCCAAGUAUCGAAAUUCACAAGGAGAAGGCCUUGUAG